This is a messenger RNA of Nematocida major, 357 nucleotides long. RefSeq lists its product as uncharacterized. The record is from RefSeq and is a predicted model, not a curated record. The transcript has a single exon. NCBI's taxonomy places the organism in Eukaryota, Fungi, Microsporidia. Bases 1 to 357 code for a protein of 118 amino acids.
AUGGCGUGGAGGGCUGCAAGAGAGUAUCGGAAGCUGCAAGAAGAGAAGCAGAUACAGAACCAGCGAGAUCAAGAAAAGGAGAAGGCUUUUAAGGCAGAGAACAUUGUAUACCAGCAAAAAGAGAAGGACGCAGCAAAGCGGCGUGCAACGCUGGAGGAAGUCCACAAGCAGAACUUGGCAAAAAAAGAAGAGCGCGAGAAAGAGCUCCGCAAAAUAAACAAGAUACGCAAGAAGAAGCAGAUGGAGAAGGAGCAGUGGAAAAAGAAAUUCCAGCAGCGCACAAAAAAGGGGCAGAUCCCACUAGACCACAGAAUCAACUAUCUGUACGAAAAAAUAAAAGAGUCCAAGCGGCUGUAA